AUGUCGCUCAACGCUCGAAAUGGGUGUGUUCCACCCUCCCCAGCUAUUGUUGCUCCGCCUUCGCCCAACGCAAGUCUGCGACUAACUGUUGGGGAUCCGGCCAGUGAGUCGCCAAGUCAACCUGCAGAGCGAGUUCUUCAGGCCGGAUUUUGGGAGCACGGCCGCUUUUAUGGUUCUUGGAAGCCCGGGAAGUACCUCUUCCCCAUUGACAAGGAGGAGCUCAAUAGACUAGACAUCUUUCACAAAUUCUUCAUGGUGGCAAGAGAAGAUCGCAUCUCCGAGGCUCCCUUGGACAAAGAAGGGCAGCCAAGGAUUAUGGAUCUCGGAACCGGUACAGGCAUCUGGGCAUUCAACUUAGUAGAAGACUUCGCCCAGGAUGCCCAAGUCCUGGCCGUCGAUCUCAACCAGAUUCAGCCAGCUCUGCACUUGUUGCCCGGGGGACAUAUCGAGCACAUAGAGGUAGACUGGACACCACAGUGGGAGGAUGAUAAUAUCCCUACGCAUUCGGCUCUGCGCGAGUGGGCUCAUCUGUUCCAGCGUGCCAUGCGCCGCUACCAACGAAACGUCACAGUCUCAUGUGAAGUCGCCCGAGACAAUAUGGAAGCCGCUGGUUUCACUGACUUUACUGAGACCACGAUGCGGUGCUACGUGAAUCCGUGGUCUCCCGAGCGCCACACCCGGGAAACUGCUCGCUGGUUCAAUCUCGCCCUCAGUCUAGGCCUCGAGGCCAUGAGCAUGAUGCCUAUGAUUGAUAAACUCGGCAUGACAAAAGAAGACAUUCAAGACCUCUGCAACAGAGUCAAGAAGGAGAUUUGCAUUCUGCGCUACCACGCCUACUGCACUCUGUAA
Molecule: messenger RNA, 849 nt
Organism: Trichoderma harzianum CBS 226.95
Lineage: Eukaryota; Fungi; Ascomycota; Sordariomycetes; Hypocreales; Hypocreaceae
Exons: 4
Coding region: 1-849 (282 amino acids)
Source: RefSeq, a predicted model, not a curated record